Messenger RNA from Cucurbita moschata (crookneck pumpkin), 1209 nucleotides. RefSeq names its product SNF1-related protein kinase regulatory subunit beta-2-like. Lineage: Eukaryota; Viridiplantae; Streptophyta; Magnoliopsida; Cucurbitales; Cucurbitaceae. The record is from RefSeq and is a predicted model, not a curated record. The coding region runs from base 408 to 1007 and encodes 199 amino acids. The transcript has 5 exons. Gene Ontology annotation, molecular function: protein binding.
UGGGAGUGUUCUUGAGGAGGAGGAGUAGGAGAAAGAAAGAGUGUGGUGGUGGUGGUGGUGGUGGAGAGAUUGCAGUGCCGAUUUGAGUGUUUUUUAUCACUUAAAAUCGUGUAAUAUGUAGAGCUCAAGACCAUGGUGCGUUCAUUUCUUCACUCAAUUCUCGAUUUGGGUGCUUCUUUUUCUGCAAUUCAUCCUCAUAAUUGGAUGGAGACGACCCUUUUGCUGAAUUGAAUUAUGAGAACACGACGAAGUGUAGAGAAGCUAUUUUUUUGGUAUCCUGCUCAUAGGUUUUCCGAGCCCAUACUUGAGUUUUCUGUGCGUUUUGUUCAAAUUCAUCCUACGCCUUUCAUCUCCCCACCCCCCACAGGUUGAGUUGCAGGCGUUUGAACGUUAAAGGUUAUUAUACAAUGAAUAAUGAGGGCGUGUCCAACAUACCAAGGACAUCUGUGAAGAUCUCAUGGAACCAUGGAGGGAAGCAAGUGGCUAUUAUUGGGUCAUGGGAUAACUGGGAGACAAGGGAGAUGUUACAGAGCUUAGGAAAAGAAUUUGUUAUUAUCAAGACACUCCCCUCAGGGAUCUACCAUUAUCGUUUCAUGGUUGAUGGAUGGCUUACAUGUGCUCCUGAUUUGCCUUGGGUUUGUGAUGAUUCUGGACAUUCUUACAAUGUUCUUGACUUGAUGACACCCGUCUCGGAAUUGCCUGAAAGUCUAUCCGAGUUCGAAUUUCCUCCAUCCCCACCGUCUAGUUAUGAUAACCAAUGCUUCAACGACGACGAUUUCAGUAGACCUCCACCAGAUCUACCGCCACCACUACGAGAGACUAUCUUAAACGAACCAUCUUGCUGCACGAGUGGUCAUCAGUCUGAUGUGCAGCCUCGACACACUGAAUUGAACCAUUUAUACCAAAAUAACGUCGGAGGUGAAUUCAUGGCACUCGGUUCAACAUUCAGAUUUUGCGAAAAAUACGUCACAAUGUUACUUUUCAAGCCCUUGCUGAAAAGAAAUUGAUAGGCAUUGGUAAACUGUUCUUCCCCCCCUUCUAAAUUUGUGGCAUACCCUUUUGUAUUUCAACCUCGUAGCUGGUAUUAAUUGAGCAUUGAACAAUGAUUAUUUAUGUGAAGAUUGUGAUACUAAUAGAUUGAAGAGAGCUAUGCCGUAUGUAAACUCUGUAUUCUUUUUCCCUUUUACUUGUGCAGUAUGUUUCAAGCCA